Megalopta genalis is the source of this 4401-nucleotide messenger RNA. RefSeq names its product Semaphorin 5c (gene Sema5c). Gene Ontology annotation, molecular function: semaphorin receptor binding; chemorepellent activity. Lineage: Eukaryota; Metazoa; Arthropoda; Insecta; Hymenoptera; Halictidae. Gene Ontology annotation, biological process: positive regulation of cell migration; neural crest cell migration; axon guidance. Gene Ontology annotation, cellular component: plasma membrane. The record is from RefSeq and is a predicted model, not a curated record.
GAGUAGCGCAGACUAUAAACUGCGACUACGCUUACAGCAAGCUAUAGCUAGAGAGCUAUACGGUUGUGUAGCUGUAGCAAGCUACGCGGACAGGGCAUAGGAGCAGGCAGGCGAUUCGGGCAGGCAAGCGGACAAGCGGGCAGGCGGGCACAGGCAGGGUCGAGAAAUACUCGACGAUCGUGGAUCAGUGGUCUCGCGGCAGUCGAGCUGUACAGACGUGGAUUCUGCGUCCGCUCUUUCCGCGCUAGAUUCGAUCGAGCACAACGGUUCGUUUCAAUGUUUUUUCCCUCGAUAACCUCCGCGUUCUCUGCUCGAUCGCGACGCGAGUUUAAUGCUCGAGCAAUCCGCGAUUAACCGCGUCGGAAGCACGGUAUCUCGUACACGUUCGCGAGUUACAUGGGAAUCGGAGAUCGUAGCCGAUACUCCGUAUAAUCUGUUGGAGUACGCACGUAGAACAACUCCGGGUCAAGCAACUCCGGCCAUGCAAGAGAAAAAGGAAAAGACCGGCUGGGUGAAAUCGGAGGAUAUGUGAUCGAGUCGCUCCGGAUCGGAAACUGUGUGAGUGAUACGUGGACGCGUCGUUUCGAGAUGGAUUCGAGACGGGGCUCGGCGCUGGUGGCGAUGCUGGGAACGUUGGUCGCGGUCCUGAACGCUACCGACGACUUUCGACGCAUCUCCUACGAUGAUUUGGCGGACACCGCUCUGUUCCAGCAAGAGGGGGUGUCGACGUACUCUCAGCUGCUGUUCGACGUAGCCAGACAGCAGGUUGUCGUCGGAGCACGGGACAAUCUUUACCGAUUGACGCUGACGUCGUUGACGGCGCUGGAGCAGGCCGCCUGGCCCGCCCCGGACGACAAGACCAACACGUGCCAGAACAAGGGCCAGACCGUCGAGGACUGUCGCAACUACGUGAAGGUGCUGCUCAGCAACGGCAAGAGCUUGUUCACCUGCGGCACCUACGCGUUCAGCCCUUGGUGCACCUGGAGAGAGAUCGAGAACAUUACCAGCGUGACCAGCGAGAUGUCGGGCGUGGCGAUGUGCCCUUACUCGCCGCACGCGAACGUCACCGCUUUGCUAGCCAGAGGACCCACCGGGGGGUUGUUCACCGGUGCGCCGAGCGAUUUCUCCGGUGCCGAUUCCGCGAUCUGCAGAUUUCUCGCUUCGCCGAACCUCCGGACGCACCAAUACGACUCCAGGUGGUUGAACGAUCCGCAGUUCGUCGGCAGCUUCGAGACCGAGGACCAUGUCUACUUCCUGUUUCGCGAAUCCGCCGUCGAGUACAUAAACUGCGGCAAGAAAAUCUAUUCGAGAAUCGCGAGAGUCUGCAAGAACGAUCGCGGCGGACAGAUCAUGAUGAAAGAGGUUUGGACGACCUUCGGCAAGGCGCGACUCAACUGUUCGCUGCCCGGCGAGUUUCCGUUUUACUACGACGAGAUCCAAGGCGCCGUUUAUCACGCGGAAGAGGGCAUCGUUUACGCGACAUUUACCACGCCCAUCAACGGCAUCGCGGGCUCGGCGAUCUGCGCGUUCAACAUGUCCGCGAUCACCGCCAGCUUCGAGGGGCCCUUCAAGCACCAGGAGAACUCGGGCGACGCCUGGCACAGGGGCCCGGUCCCUCACCGGUCGCGGCAGCGGUGCGGAAUGUCCGCCGACGUGGCGCCCCAUCAGAUCGUUGACAGCCAGAGAUACCAGCUGAUGGACGACGCGGUGCAAGCCACGACCCUCGAGCCGCUCCGCGUCGCAACCCUCGAGAGGUUCACGCACAUCGCCUUGGACCAGACUCCGACCAAGCUGCACCGUGGCGUUACGGUUCUCUACGUCGCCACCGAUGCUGGCCUGAUCAAGAAGAUCUCGGUGCUGCCCAGAACUCGAGAAACCUGCAUCGUCGAGGUCUGGGGCCCGUUGCCGUCUCCACCGUUGACCCUGCAAUUCCUCAAGGACACGCAGAGUCUGUACGUCGGCACCGAGAUCGGAUUGUCGAGGCUGCCAGCGGUCCAGUGCCAUCGACAUCGUAGCCGUCAGGCCUGCUUGAACGCUCAAGAGCCUUACUGCGGCUGGAACGAGCUGAUGAUGAAGUGCGCGUCUGCGCCGAGGCAGAAUCAUUUGGUGAACCAUUGGCAUCAGGAGGUGACCAAGUGCCCAGUCCUCACGGAUCCCGUGGACGGCGGCUGGAGCGCCUGGAGUUCUUGGUCCGUUUGCCAGCACGGAACCGCGGACCAUGGCCGAUCGCACGUCCACGGGCAUCCGCACGCUCACCCGCACUCGCAUUCGCAUUCGGAGCACGCAGAGGUGACGGACAGCUGUCAAUGUCAAACCCGAGAGUGCAACAAUCCACCGCCGCAACAUGGCGGCGCGAGCUGUACGGGCGCCAGAGUCCGCGUGACCAACUGCACCGUGCACGGAGGCUGGACAGCCUGGUCGGCUUGGUCCGCAUGCUCCCAGACCUGCGGCUUGGCGAUGAGAACUCGUCGACGCUCCUGCACCAAUCCUGCUCCCGCUUUCGGUGGUAGAGUCUGUGUCGGCCAUGAUCACGACGACAUCGUCUGCAUAGACCUGCCGCCUUGCCCCGCGCCGAUCAAGGCCGCGACGCCGUCCCCACAAUCCGGUCAGUGGUCGCCGUGGGGGCCCUGGAACUCUUGCUCGCGACCCUGCAACACUGGAAUUCGAGUGCGCCGUAGAACGUGCGAGAAUCCCUCGAUGCGGAAGUCCGGCGUCGUCGAGUGCAACGGAUGCGACGUCCAGGUGGAAGAGUGCAACAGCCAUCGGUGCGUCGAGACCAAGAGGUAUUCCGGUUGGACGCCGUGGCUCGCGGCGAACGCGACCGCCCUUCAGAUCGUUGGGAACCUCGGGUACGUCGAGAAACGAUUCCGGUUCAGCUGCCGCGCGCAAACCGACGACCCGUCGAGCGUCAGAGUACAGCUCGCCAAAGAGGAGGAGCGUUACUGCAAGAACGAUGGUUCCUGCACCAAAGGUAGCCUCGGCCAGAGCGGCUACGGGGAUCUCGCGGUGGAAACAGGAUGGAGCGAGUGGUCUUCCUGGCGUCUCUGCGACCGGCCUUGCGGCGGUGGUUCGCAACGCAGGGUCAGACAAUGCGAAUCCCCGCCUUGCGAGGGUGGUAUGUCGCUCCAGACGAAAGCGUGCAACACGCACCCGUGCCGGUCGACGAGUCUCGUCGACGACAGCAGCGGGACGGCAGCUGCGAUCGCGGAGAGCCAGUGGUCCUCGUGGACCGAGUGGUCCGAAUGCUCGGCAUCCUGCGGCUCGGGCGUUCGAAGCAGAACCAGGGAGUGUCUCGGCCCGGAAGACUGCGAAGGGCCGCGCCUGGUCCGCGAGACUUGCGAGAUGCCCAGCUGCGAAUCGCUCUACGGAUGGGACACGUGGUCCAGGUGGACUCCGUGCGACGACGAUCGCCAACAGCAUCGGAAACGCUUGUGCGCCGAGCCCGGGGACGGAGCCUGUUUGGGGCCGAGUCGAGAGACGCGCGACUGUAUACCGGAUUGCAUGGACAACGAUGUGAACGCGCUCCGGUCAAGCGUAGAACACUCGGGCGUUACGAUCGGCGUGGUGGUCGCGAGCUGCGUGGUCGGAUUCCUGGUCGGUUUGGCUUUGACAGCGGUCCUGGGCUUCUGCUACCUGAAACGACGGCAGCGACGAGUCCCGGGUAGUCCGCACUACGCUGCCAAGCAGAACCCGUACGUGACAGUGCCGUUGAAAGAAGUGAACGCCAAGCGGCAGCCCAGCUUUUCCGGCAGCACGAACGGUAACGGAACGCUCCGGGGCAAGAACAACGCGAACGUGAACGGCCUCGGGAGCCCGAAACCGUAUCCGAAGAGCCUCGACUACGAGUCCGCCACGCUGAAGCGCAACAGCCACGGCCAGCAACACAUCCGAGUCGACCUGGACCAGGACAAGUACUACUGAAGCGCUGCGAACUCUCUGGAUGGAACCAGUAAUCGCGGGAGCAAAAGGAUCUGCUCGACGCCGAGGAACCGAGCCGUCCAAGGCGGACAGAUCGUUCGCGGGAGGGUUGGAAGUUCGAGACUACGUGUAGGAGGAGAGAUCUGCUCGAUCUGCUCGUGUCAUACUCAAACGACAGCUACGGUUAUUCUUUUUUUAUUGUACAGACAAACGACUUCUCUUCGAGUUUCAUAUCGAACGAAUUAGUGCCAUUGCAUGGAAUUGAACGAAUGCAACGAACCCGAAACGGGAGUGUGCGUGUCGUUGGAUGUAUACGUGUGGAUGCGUGGAUGAGUGGAUGCGUUAUGUGCGGUCGAGGCACAUCGUUUUUAUUGGCUCACAUUGAGUCGCGAAAACGCGUUGAGAAUACGCGCGAACACCGGUCGAGAAUACCAAUAAAGCAACGACCAUUCGUCCGGAUAGGGCGAGCCGUGUCAAAUCGAA